Globicephala melas (long-finned pilot whale) is the source of this 3706-nucleotide messenger RNA. RefSeq names its product hepatitis A virus cellular receptor 1 (gene HAVCR1). Lineage: Eukaryota; Metazoa; Chordata; Mammalia; Artiodactyla; Delphinidae. Gene Ontology annotation, cellular component: cell surface. Gene Ontology annotation, biological process: positive regulation of mast cell activation; phagocytosis, engulfment. The record is from RefSeq and is a predicted model, not a curated record. Gene Ontology annotation, molecular function: phosphatidylserine binding; virus receptor activity.
UUUGGGGGCACACCAACCAGCGUGCUCUGUGUUUCCUUCAGGCCGAUACCAUCAUGCAUCCGUGGGUAGCCAUCCUGGGCCUCAUACUCCUUCUGACAGGUGGUGUAACGUCUUACCCACGAGUGACUGGAGUGGAGGGUCAGUCUGUCAGGCUACCCUGCACCUAUGGUGGAGAAGUCAAGCGCAUGUGCUGGGGCCAAGGGGCAUGUCCUUUAACUCGCUGUGGAAGUGCCAUUAUCUGGACUAAUGGAUACAGUGUCACCUUUCAGAAGGACAAACGUUAUAAGCUAAACGGAAACAUUGGUGAAGGGGAUGUGUCUUUGACCAUAGAGAAUGCAGCUCAGGCUGACAGUGGCUUGUAUUGUUGCCGUGUUGAGAAGAGAGGGUGGUUCAAUGAUAUAAAAAUCACCCUAGACUUGAGUAUAAAUCCAGCUCCACCUACCACAACAGUAAUGACCACUAUUACUCCACCAAUGACCACUGCUACUACUACUCCACCAACUACCACCACUACUACUCCACCACCAACUACUACCACUACUACUCCACCACCAAUGACGACCACUACUGCUCCACCACCAACUACCACCACUAAUACUACUCCAACAACAACAAUCACCAUUACUACUCCACCAACUACCACUACUACUACUCCACCACCAAUGACGACCACUACUGCUCUACCAACAACGAUGGUCACCACUGCUCCAACAACAACGAGGGCCUCUACCUCUGCUCUUCCAGUGCCAGCACCCACAGAGAACCUCCAGCCAGUAGCUUCUUUAUCUUCUCCUACGCAGAGAACGGAAACCCAGCCUACCACACAGCAAGAAACAAAUAUAACCGGCUCCCCAUCGCACUCUUGCUCAACAGAUGGGUAUGGCACUGUGACCCAGUCUCCAGAUGCCCUUUGGCAUAACAAUCAAACUCUUGUGACGCUGGCACAAGAUCCAUGGAUGAGCACCAAUAAGGGAGUCUACAUUGGAGUCUGUGUUACUGCCUUGGUAUCAUUGCUCACAUUUUUGGUUUUCAUGAUUAGCAAAAGAUAUUUUUGCCUGAGUAGCAAGGUGGAGCUACUACGUGUGAUUCCGUUGAGGGACUCUCACAUUGGAGCUUUGAAAAAUGCAGCUCUGAAGCCUGUCCGAGCAGAAGACAAUAUCUACAUUAUUGAUGACCUUCAUUAAGUCAUGGAUCCAGUGGCCUUCUAAGGCAUUAUGCCCUUGACUGUGGAAGACAGUGACCAGAUAUCACUGUGCCAGAGUCCUUUCAUGAAGCAGGACAAUUUUUCCGUCAGUUUCCCAUGGCAUUCCAACCAGUCGGUGAUAUUGGGUAGAGUGAGUGUAGCUCAUCUGUGUACCGUCAACCUCUGUAACAUUGUCCUAAUUUUUUAUACUAAAACUGGUUCAAUCUUUCUGGUCAUUGCAGAGCUCUCUCCAAAACAUGAAAUUUAUUCCUUAGAAUUGUACAUUCUCUUUAGACCCUAUGAAUCCUGUUUUCUAUCAAGAAUUCUCCUUGGGGAGACAGAAUAAACACUACUACCUCAGUUACCAAAGCUGUCAAGAAGAGCUGAAUACCACUUAAAAUCAGCAAAUCCAAUUUGGGACUUAAAGGACUUAACUUGGAAGCAUUUCAUGAUUGUCUUUUUUUUUAAUCAAGUAACUUCAAAUGUUAUAUUCCUUAGGGCCCCCAAGGGUUUCAAAUCAUGGGAGUGUACAGGUUUUUAUUUACACAAUGGGAAAAUGUGAGUGUGAUUUUGCCAUUAUAGGUAGAUCUGGUUUCUCAGGGCUCUGGAAAUAGAAUUGCUUUCCCUGGGACCAGGAUGGGUAUUUUAGCAGUUAGAAGAAGCUAGCGUAGUGAGUGGACCAUGGAGACACCAGGGGAAGAAAAUCAAUUGCCACAUGAUUUAUGCUGUUUCUGCUACAUUGGUGCCACAGUUCUAGGCACUUAUGCAGACAACUGGCAGACUCUCUGAUGUAAUUUUUAGAAUGAGGUAGGGUGGAAAUAAAAGGAAAAAAGAGGGGGAGGGAGUAGUAAAAGAGGCUUUCUGACUUAGAAAAGCUAGUUUGCAAAUAUAAUAGUGUUGUUUGAGAGUGUUACCAGUUUCAACCGAAAUGCUAAAUUGUCCUCGAACCACUUUGAUUUUUAAAAUUGUUUUGGAAGGAUAAAGGGUCUUUUUCAUAUUGAAUCAAUUCCUGUGUUAUAUCUUUUUCACAGCUCAAUUAAAUUUUUGGUUUUUCCAGAAGAGUUAGAGAAAGGCUAACGGUAAGGAUAUUUUUAAUCACUAGGAGCAUUUCUACAUGAACAGUUAACAAGACUGGAAAUUAAUUUCAAUUUGAGCAAACCCUGAAACAACUCAUGCUUGAGUUAUUUGGGAGGUGUUCAGAGCUACUCUCACCAAAGUGGUCCAUGAGGGCUGGAUGCUCGUUUUUGAAGGCAAUGUUUUUGACACUUCUGCGGAGUUCUGGGAAAUUAACAGGACCUCUGAAUAAAGGUUAUGGGGCAAAGAAGAUUGCUAAACAUUGUAUACUAGUUUUCACAAGUGGGACCAGGCUGAUCUAGUUUAAAAAAUUAUAUUCCAACUACAGGGAUUUUUUUUUUUUUUUAAAUUCAAGACAACAUGCAUAACCACAGUGAUUUCAAAUUAAUGUCAAGAUGGAUAACUUCUCUGGAAAGAGCUAACAACAUCGGGCUGCAUCCCUAUGCAGCCAGGGCCCCACUAGAUGGCGCCACAUCCCUCGGCCCCGCCCCAGCCCUUGCCUUGCCUGCAGGCUCACGUUUGUUACCUGCUUUGUGGCUUGUGGGGCUUUGAAUUUUUUGAUGCGUGCUCUAUUCUCCAUAUCCUUCCUGGAGUUUUGUGAUGACACAUUACAGGUUGUGGGAAUUUGAUCGACUUUAUUCAAUCCAGCAUUUCCAAAAUUUGUUUAAAAUCCCUGAGCACCAUGACUACUGGCAUACCCAGUAGCAUUCUGUGAAACAAGAUGGGGAAACUGGGAGAAAGCGGAUGGUACACAGAAUUAGAGAUAGGACCUGAGUUCUAAUCCUAACUCUUACCAGUAACAUUGAUGACAUUAGGAUAAAUCAUUCUUUAUGCCUAAGUUUUUAAUAUAUUUUUUAAUGAAGUAGAGAUGAUUUACAAUGUUGUGCUAAAUUUUUUUUACACCUCUUAGAAUUAUUUCCAAACAUACAUUGGUGUAUAGUGGUAAUUCCAAUGACAUAUUCUUUGUGAGAAAAAUAAAAGUGAAAAACACUACAGAAAUGCAAAGGUUUCUUUUGUGUGUGUGUGGAGUUGGUAGUGAUAGAUCUAGCAUCAGUGCUCAGUAAAUAAUUUCAACGGUGUUGCAUUCAUAAGUCUCUUGCUAUAUGGUACCUUUUAUUAUUUUUCUGAAUAAUGUUUCUGUUUUUGAAAAGUUGAUAUUGGGUAAUUUGGCUAUCAUUUUAAACUGUACAAAAAUUUGUCAAUAACUGAGAGGGAGCAUGGGUUAGAGGGAAGGAAGGGGAGGUACUUAGUUAAUAUUAAAUUCUUUUCUGUAAAAGUACCAAUUUUAUAUAAUGAAUUUACUUUUGUUUUUGAUCUUUUGAGACCAUCGAGAUUCCAUUUUCUACAAUCGAUCUUGGGGCUUUAGGACACUGGUAUAAUUAAAGCUAUAUAUUUGAACUUAGGAAAUUCUGCACAUCUUUAAAAGUAGAGGAACCAAUCUUUCAUUGA